AUGGGGCUGAAGGUAGAGGUUCGGAAGCAGGCAUUGCUUGAUGAUCAAAUAAUGGGGCUGAAGGUAGAGGAUUGGAAGCAGGCAUUGCUUGACGAUCAGAUGCUGAGCCUGAAUGUGGAGGAUGGGGAACAGGCAAUCCUGGACCAGCUGAAACACGAUGAAAAGGAAUGA
Molecule: messenger RNA, 171 nt
Organism: Prunus armeniaca (apricot)
Lineage: Eukaryota; Viridiplantae; Streptophyta; Magnoliopsida; Rosales; Rosaceae
Source: the annotation of a GenBank genome assembly